Rasamsonia emersonii CBS 393.64 is the source of this 1125-nucleotide messenger RNA. RefSeq names its product CobW domain protein. Lineage: Eukaryota; Fungi; Ascomycota; Eurotiomycetes; Eurotiales; Trichocomaceae. Bases 1 to 1125 code for a protein of 374 amino acids. Gene Ontology annotation, cellular component: cytoplasm. The record is from RefSeq and is a predicted model, not a curated record. The transcript has a single exon.
AUGCCCCCCAUCCCCAUCACCAUCGUCACCGGCUUCCUCGGCUCCGGGAAAACGACCAUCCUCCUCAAUCUGAUCCCCCAGCUCCCCCCGACCUACCGCCUGGCGCUCCUGAAGAACGAGUUUGGCGAUGUCGCCGUCGACUCGCAGCUCGCGGCCACGCAGGCCAUCUCGGGCGUGCGCGAGCUGCUCAACGGCUGCAUCUGCUGCAACCUCGUCGGCCAGCUGGGUGAUGCCCUCCUCCAGCUCCGCGACGAGGUCCGCCCCGACCGCAUCGUCAUCGAGACCAGCGGCAGCGCGUUCCCGGCCACGCUGGCCAUGGAGGUGAACCGGCUGUCGCGCGAGCACAGCGGCAGCUUUGUCCUCGACGGCGUGAUCAGCGUCAUCGACGUCGAGAACUGGGAGGGCUACGACGACACCUCCUACACGGCCAAGCUGCAGGCCAAGUACACCGAUCUGAUCAUCUUCAACAAGUGGGAGGGCGUGCCGGAGCAGCGGUUCGACGUCUGUCUGGACCGGCUCGGUGAUCUGGAGCUGGAUACUCCCUGGGUCAAGUCGGACAGGGGAAAGGUUGACAAGGAUGUGCUGCUUGGAAUCGAUGGCGCGUUGCUCGCCAAGGAAACGAGCCAGAUCGACCAGGAACACCUCGUCAACGGCCACGACCACGGCCACAGCCAUCAGUCCGAAGUCGAGGUCCUCUCCGUGACCCUCAAAACUGACCAACCUUCAGCUGCAUCCUCCAAAUCCAUCAAUCUCCCGGCCUUUGAAGAUCUUCUCCGCUUCGCUCCUAAGGAAGAAGUCUACCGGAUCAAAGGCGUCAUCCGCUGCUCAACAGCCCAUCAGCCACCCGCAAACUCCGACCCAGGCGUCUCAGCCAGUGAUAAGGAGUCUCCAGUCAACUCGACUUCUUCGGAGACUCAAGACUACAUCCUGAAUUGGGCGUUUGGCCGGUGGACCUUUACGCCAUCCAUCGACACGGUACCUGUAGAUCCAGACACAGUCGCUCGCCUGACCUUCAUCCUGGCCCGGUACGAAUCCGGUAAAUGGAAAAAGAAACUCGAAGCGGGGGGUCUUAUCGAGGUCGCAACGGAUGCCAGCAUCGGAAAUUUGAAGGUCGAAAGACUCUAA